GGGCGGGGAGGGGACUUGGCUUCCUUCAGGAUCUGCUUCUGCAUGCCAAUCGGGGACAGACCACACACACUACCCAGAGUGCACUAGGCCUGGGACAAGGGUAGUCCAGAGGAACCUCCCAGGUCUAAGAGGUGGCAGAGGACGUGCCUUCUGCUGUCUCUCUCUCUCGGCCUCACCACCUUUCCUACUUCUGUCCCAGAUUUGGGUCCGAAAACUCGCUGUCCCUUGGCUUCUGUGUGGUCCCAGAAGAUAUGCCUCCUCGAACUUCAAGGCUGCAGACCUGCAGCUGAAAAUGACACAGGAGCCUCACAAGAAGCCGGAUGCCAGCGAGCCCCUGGUGUUCGGGAAGACGUUCACUGACCACAUGCUGAUGGUGGAGUGGGCCGAGAAGGAGGGCUGGGGCCAGCCCCGGAUCCAGCCCUUCCAGAACCUCACGCUGCACCCGGCCUGCUCAGCUCUCCACUACUCGCAGCAGCUCUUCGAGGGCCUGAAGGCAUUUCGAGGCAGCGACCGGAGCGUGCGCCUGUUCCGCCCCUGGCUCAACAUGGACCGGAUGCUGCGCUCGGCCCUGCGCCUCUGCCUGCCGAGUUUCGACAAGGUCGAGCUGCUCGAGUGCAUCCGCCGGCUCGUGGAAGUGGACAAGGACUGGGUCCCCGACAGCAGCGGCGCCAGCCUCUACGUGCGGCCUGUGUUCAUCGGGAACGAGCCCUCGCUAGGUGUCGGCUGUCCCUCGCGAGCCCUCCUCUUCGUUAUUCUCUGUCCCGUGGGCGCGUACUUCCCUGGAGAUGCCUUGACACCCGUGUCCCUCCUGGCGGAUCCGUUGUUCACCCGGGCCUGGGUGGGCGGGGUCGGCGACUGCAAGAUGGGCGGGAAUUACGGGCCCACGGUGUUCGUGCAGCAGGAGGCCAAGAAGAAGGGCUGCCAGCAGGUGCUCUGGCUGUACGGGCCCGACCAUCAGCUCACCGAGGUGGGCACCAUGAACAUCUUCGUCUUCUGGACCCACGAGGAUGGGGUGCUGGAACUGGUGACCCCCCCGGUGGAUGGCGUCAUCCUGCCCGGAGUGGUUAGACAGAGUCUGCUGGACCUGGCUCAGACCUGGGGCGAGUUCCGGGUGGUGGAGCGCAGGGUCACCAUGAAGGAGGUGAUGCGAGCGCUGGCGGAGGGUCGCCUCCGGGAAAUCUUCGGCUCAGGCACCGCCUGCCAGGUGUGCCCUGUGCACGGGAUCCUGUACCAAGGCGAGCACCUCCACAUUCCCACCAUGGAGAACGGGCCGGAACUUGUCCUCCGCUUCCAGAAGGAGCUGAGCGCAAUCCAGUACGGAGCUCAAGCCCACGAGUGGCUGCUCCCUGUGUGACGCUGCGGGCUGCGCCCGGUCUGCCCUGGGAUCCACGCAGCACCUCGUCCCUGCGCUGGACCCUCCCGCUCCGCCCCACGGAUGACUCACCCGAAGUGCAAUACGCGCAACCGGGGACCAGGACGCCUGAGUCUCCCGCGCCCCCGCGUGGCCGCUACACUCCCAAAGCAGACGGGCCGGACCCAGGAGCUCCGCCCUCAGGCCCGGGCAUUCGGAUCCCGCUGCUCCGUAUUGCGGGGUCCAAGGUGCGCCUUGGCCCCGACUCCGCACUCACUCUCCUCAGGCCGGAUCUCUCACGUGCUGCUGUCGAUGUUUUACCCCCUUCUUGCUGCAAUUCUGAAAUAAAAUGCCAAAUAACAAGACAUUGGUUCCCAUCUCCAGUGAUGCAACUCGAGACUCUAGGAUUUUCACGGGGAUCCCUGGUCCUCGGCCCCUCUCAUUUUCGCCGGCCCAGCAAUCCUGACCCCCAACGUCCUGGCGGAUUCUCUGGCGGACAAGAGUCUUCCGCUUCACCACAAAUCGAGCUUAGCAUCCCCCCCGCCACUAACCUGCAUGUCGCCCACUUCCCCAUCUUGGGGACAGCUCCAGUGCGCAUGCAGUCACCAGGCCGCACUCAGGGCGAAGAAGGCAAUUUGGGGGUACACAUUUCAGAUAACCCUCCUCCAUUGCCUAAAAAAUUCCCUAAUAGCCCUGUGAUCUUGGGGAAGGGAAUUCAUCUGACUGAUUCCUUUUUCUCAUUUUAAAAAUGAGGACGGAAGUACCCACCCGUUAAGGCCAUGCUGAAGAUUAAACAAGUCAUUCCAUGGAGGGUGAUUGGAACAGGGCCUGGCAUGUAGAAAGCGCUGUAAAACUGUUCUCUUUUUGACAACCAAAUUUGCCUUGUGAUUUUCUAGGUUGAUUCAGAAGGUUGUCCAAUUGCGUGGGGAAAUGAAUAUCUGUAAAAAUGGAAUGCAUUUAAUUAUACAAUACUUAGGGGACUUCAGGAAAUUGAUUUUUUUUCCUCUACAUGUUUUAAGUCAUUUUUAUGCUUAAGGAUGUUCUUCAUUUGAAAAUAAUAAAUAUACA
Pteropus alecto (black flying fox) is the source of this 2419-nucleotide messenger RNA. RefSeq names its product branched chain amino acid transaminase 2 (gene BCAT2). Gene Ontology annotation, molecular function: branched-chain-amino-acid:2-oxoglutarate transaminase activity. NCBI's taxonomy places the organism in Eukaryota, Metazoa, Chordata, Mammalia, Chiroptera, Pteropodidae. Gene Ontology annotation, biological process: L-valine biosynthetic process; L-leucine biosynthetic process. The transcript is spliced from 10 exons. Bases 293 to 1354 code for a protein of 353 amino acids. Gene Ontology annotation, cellular component: mitochondrion. The record is from RefSeq and is a predicted model, not a curated record.